Molecule: messenger RNA, 660 nt
Organism: Dovyalis caffra
Lineage: Eukaryota; Viridiplantae; Streptophyta; Magnoliopsida; Malpighiales; Salicaceae
Source: the annotation of a GenBank genome assembly
AUGGAAGAGGCAAAAACCAACAACAGUGAUAGAGUAGCAAAAGACCCACCACCACCUCAGACUCACUCCAACAAUAGGAAGCUAAGCCAAGUGGACCUCAUUAACUCCUCUUACUUCAAGCUACGAGCUACUGUUCGACAACUUCGGCCCCAAGUCAUUCAGGUUCUCCAGACACCCGAUUUUCAGAAUUGCAAAGCAGCUCAUGAACUGCAAUUACAAAUGAAGCUCGUGAUGGAUUUAUACAGCCAAAUGACAACAGCAACAGAGCUUGGGAAGAGUGUUCAGGGGAAACAAUUAUCAGACAGACAACAAGAUGGGGGAAUACAACUACCUAAACAGGCCUCGGAUAUAUCUGCCGAAACAUUCAACUCACAGAUGAAGUCUGAUGAUGUCCUGAAGAUCCGAGGGAGCUAUGUUGUCGGCGGGUCAGAUUGUGGUUGGAAAUUCAUUACAUGGGCAGGUAGUAGACCAGUUUAUUAUGGGGUGACGAAGGAAUCACGCAGAAAUACCUUAAAGAAGUCAGAAACCGGUGGUGUUCCCAUAGCAACUAGAAAUGCAUCUCGCUUUUCCAUUAUUCAGAUUUUGAUGAUUCACUAUGAGCCUUCUUUGGGGAUUCAUGAUCACAAGGAUGACCAAACUGCUACUUGUGAAGGGCAAUAG